Molecule: messenger RNA, 549 nt
Organism: Symbiodinium sp. CCMP2456
Lineage: Eukaryota; Dinophyceae; Suessiales; Symbiodiniaceae
Source: the annotation of a GenBank genome assembly
GCUGGGGUCCUGCGGUUUGCGGUGUCGCAGGGCCUGGUGCCCCAGUCGGCGGCCUCGUUCCCACCGCGUGAGUAUGCCAAGCUGCGCAUGGCGAUCCAACUCAACGGCUUCAGGUUUAACCUCGAUGCCAAAGAGGGAGACUUUGGCUAUGACAAGGGGGAAGCCCUCUUCGACAGGAUCAGUCGUUUGAAUCAUUCUUGUCAGCCGAACGUGGAGUUUAACCUCACCUGGGAUAAUUCGCGUGGGAACGUGGUGAACACCAUCACUGCCAUCUGUGACAUCUCCGAGGGUGAGGAGCUCAAUAUCUCGUACCUUCCCCUCCGGCUGUGCCUUGACGUGGAGGAACGGCGACGACAGCUCCUGGAGCAUUGGGAGUUUGUGUGCCGCUGCCCUCGCUGCGAGGCUGAGGGUGGUCCGCCGAAGCCGACAGAGCCCAGGCCGGCCCGUGUCCCACUCGUGGCCCACACAGACCAGGCUCCCAAAGUGGAUGGCGACUCCUCUUCCGAGGGCAUCGGCUUCGACGACUUGCGAGAUCCGGACGAUGAGUGA